Molecule: messenger RNA, 345 nt
Organism: Parastagonospora nodorum SN15
Lineage: Eukaryota; Fungi; Ascomycota; Dothideomycetes; Pleosporales; Phaeosphaeriaceae
Exons: 2
Coding region: 1-345 (114 amino acids)
Source: RefSeq, a predicted model, not a curated record
AUGCCUUCCAGCACAUCAGCGCCAACAGCCUUGACUUGCGAAGAGGAAGGAGAUGAGUCGGAUCUACAACUGAUGCCGCACAUACCACAUGUACGAGGCCUCAAGUUUGCGGCAACGCGACACGAAUCUCCCGAGCCCUCUGGUUUUGGCUUGGAAAUCAGCUCGGCUAUAAGGAUAGGUCACGACCAAGGCGCACAGGUUGUUGCCGUGGAUCAUAAUGUAGUCGCCAAGAUCUACGAUCCGCUCUUCUAUCCUGACGUAGAUGAAUAUGGGUUCAGGCCAGACGUUGUUUGCGUCGCAGAUGGCGCCUAUGCUCGCAAGUCUACUGCUUUCGAGGAACUAUAG